AUGUCUCAGGGCUUGUUCUGGGCAGUGAGCACCAAGCCACACGAAACCUGUGAAACACGACCAGAGACCACCAUUGAUAGUAUCGGCCGUGCUUCCUUCGUCUAUCCAGUGACGUUCACAACUACUGUGAUACUGAUAUCUUGCUGCCGCGCGACGACGCGACGAAGACAAACGAAGAGGUGGUGUGGCACGACCGACAUCAAUUGUUCAGGCGUUGUCUGUGAGUGUCUAUUUGGUCGGUCGGUGUCGGUAUUUGUGUAUGUUCAUGUAUGUCAGUGUAUGCUGGGUUCUUACGUUGAAUGA
This is a messenger RNA of Loa loa (African eye worm), 303 nucleotides long. RefSeq lists its product as hypothetical. Lineage: Eukaryota; Metazoa; Nematoda; Chromadorea; Rhabditida; Onchocercidae. The transcript has 2 exons. The record is from RefSeq and is a predicted model, not a curated record. Bases 1 to 303 code for a protein of 100 amino acids.